AUGUUACCAUGGGUUAUUGGUCAGUUGUUAACGAUAUUUUGUACGGGUCUUGCAAUCGAAGAUGAAAUCAGUCGCGAACGACGUAUUGACUGCCUUCCGAAGCCGAACACGUUUCAAGGUGAAUGCGAAUCGAAGGGUUGUAUAUGGGAUAACUUCUAUGAUAAGGUAAAAACCAUAUUAUAUACAACAAAUGUUAACUGCUUUAAGCUGUUCGACACUUGUUUAUGA
Molecule: messenger RNA, 228 nt
Organism: Anisakis simplex (herring worm)
Lineage: Eukaryota; Metazoa; Nematoda; Chromadorea; Rhabditida; Anisakidae
Source: the annotation of a GenBank genome assembly